AUGUCACUCACCUUACUCUUGGUUGCUGUUGCAAUUCCAGCGAGCUUCGCCGGUGGAAUCCCAAGAUGUGGUCUAGUAGACAGAGAAAUGGAUGGCGUUGCUAACAUGGGUGCAAAGUGGCCUAAAAGAAGGAUAACAUACACUAUCGAAAACUACCUUGACUAUCUAUCGGAAAAUGACACCAAGAAGGGUGUCCAAGAAGCUUUUGACCAAUGGUCAACCUUAGUGCCAAUCAAAUUUCAAUUUGUUUCCUCAGGUGGCGACGUUAAGAUCAGUUUUGGUAGAUUAGACGGGAAAUGGGGCAUGUUGGCAGUUGCCACAGUCGGUUGGGCACGAACAAACUUUCUCGUAUUCGAUACCUAUGAAAGAUGGACGUACAAAAACGUUGACGAAAUUCUGAAGGGUUAUAUCGAUCUUUAUACAAUUGCGAAACAUGAAAUCGGUCAUGUUCUUGGUGUGGAGCACAAUCAAGAUCCUCUAUCUGUAAUGGCCCCCUACUACAACACUCCACUAAACAGGACUACAAGACAGUUCAAAGAUAUAUCAUUUCGAGAUGAAGAUAUUCGGAAAAUUCGAUCUCUUUAUGGUGGGUUUUAUAUGCUUGAAACUGUCUAA
Messenger RNA from Enterobius vermicularis (human pinworm), 615 nucleotides. NCBI's taxonomy places the organism in Eukaryota, Metazoa, Nematoda, Chromadorea, Rhabditida, Oxyuridae. The record is from the annotation of a GenBank genome assembly.